AUGGUUUCCUUACUUGAUCUACCAGCCGAGAUUCGCCUGAUCGUUUACACUCAUUUACUCAAACCAAAUGAAUAUGUGAAGAGCUAUCGAAAGCUAAGGGACCCCGGGUCAUUAGCCAUGGGCGGUCCUCUUUGCGUCAUUCCUCGACCUUAUGUGAAGCGAUGUACCCAGUCCAUUCUUCUCCUCAACAAAGAGAUUACCAAAGAAGUUCUUCACCAUCUAUAUCGAAUACCCCUCAACCUCUACGGCACUCCCAGUGCACAUAUCAUCAUGUGCCAGAUGGAUAUUACAGAAUUCAUCAGCAAGCAUUACCUGCAGAGAAUCCAUCACGGUGUCCUGCGGCUGAAGCAUGCCAACAAGCAGUUUGUCCUUUCGCUCUUAGACAUCUGGGGUGCCGAGAACCGACUAGAACGACUUGAUGUGUAUCGUCCCAGGACCGGCCUUGAUAGUCAACACUGGAAAGUAGUAGAAAGCCGGCUCUGGGACUUCUCGAAAGGGGUUCCAGUCGUGUUUCACGAGGUCGAUAAUCCGCUUAUAGUGGGGGCCUCCGAGGCUACCUGGGUGUGA
Messenger RNA from Penicillium digitatum Pd1, 567 nucleotides. RefSeq lists its product as uncharacterized. The record is from RefSeq and is a predicted model, not a curated record. NCBI's taxonomy places the organism in Eukaryota, Fungi, Ascomycota, Eurotiomycetes, Eurotiales, Aspergillaceae.